Mercurialis annua (annual mercury) is the source of this 1217-nucleotide messenger RNA. RefSeq names its product probable 6-phosphogluconolactonase 1. The transcript has 3 exons. Lineage: Eukaryota; Viridiplantae; Streptophyta; Magnoliopsida; Malpighiales; Euphorbiaceae. Bases 246 to 1049 code for a protein of 267 amino acids. Gene Ontology annotation, biological process: pentose-phosphate shunt; carbohydrate metabolic process. Gene Ontology annotation, molecular function: 6-phosphogluconolactonase activity. The record is from RefSeq and is a predicted model, not a curated record.
UGGAGGAGCGUGGUAGUUAAAUGUUCUGUAAGUAACAUUGACAACUCACAUCCAUCGUUUUCAAACUAAAGCGUGCUAUGUUUUGUUUCUUUUACUUCUCAUUUUGUCCUAUUUGAGAUUUGUUUUGUUCUUACAAGGUUAAAAGUUAAAACAGAAGGAUCAUGGUUAUCUCUUUAUGGCAGGGUAGAUAUUUCAUAUUUUGAUUGAAAGAAAUAAAAGAGCGAGAAGCUAACAAAAUUGAAAAGAUGGAAAUAGAGAAGAAAGAGGCAGAGGUUAGAUUGUUUGAUAGCAGCGAAGAGCUGUCGUCAGGAUUUGCUGAUUAUGUUCAUCAAAUUUCGGAGUCUGCAAUCAAAGAAAGAGGUUCCUUCGCUAUUGUUCUUUCUGGGGGUGACAUACCAAACCGCUUGGGGAAGCUGACAAGGUCACCGUUCUUGAAAAUGGUGGAGUGGUCGAAAUGGCAUGUUUUUUGGGCUGAAGAGAACGUUGUUGCUAAGAGACACCCCGAUAGCUUCUACUGGCAAGCCAAGCAGUGUUUCCUCUCCAAGGUUCCUAUAUUGCCUGCUCACAUUGUUCCGGUUAGCCAUGGUGUACCGGGAGAAUCAGCAGCCGAUAGCUACGAAUUCUCGAUCAGGCAACAGCUCAGGAAUCGGAAGGUCUCCGUUUCGGCAUCAAGUGAUUGCCCUAAAUUCGACCUUAUUCUCUUAAAUCCUGAGGUCUACGGCCACGUGGCAUCACUUUUCCUUAACUAUCCCGUACCUGGAGAGAAAGAUACCCAAUGGGUUACACGUCACUUAAUCGAAGGGUCUAAAGAGAGAGUGAUACUUACGCUCCCUGUUAUUAAUGCAGCUGACAACGUGGCCGUUGUGGCGUCUGGUGCUGAGGUGGCACCUAUGUUUCUGGAUGCAAUGAAUGGCCGUAAUAAGCCCAUUGGAUCCACUCCAGCCCAUAGAGUUUGGCCCAAAGAUGGAAAGCUAGUUUGGUUUGUGGAUUCUAGCGCUGCCUCGCUGUUUCUACAUGGCAGAGGAUGUGCUGCAAGUUCAGGUUCCUAAAAUCUAGUUUGAACUUAUUUGGCUGAUUGCACAAGCUGAUAGUUGUAACUGUCUUUAAUCCACUGUAAUUCUUAUAUUUUAGCUCAGUAGUCCUGAAACUAACUUAGUGAUCAUCUCUUAAUGCAGAACAGCUAUAGUUUAAUUAAUUCUUAGCACCUAUUUGUCAAA